Meira miltonrushii is the source of this 2070-nucleotide messenger RNA. RefSeq lists its product as uncharacterized. The record is from RefSeq and is a predicted model, not a curated record. Gene Ontology annotation, molecular function: coenzyme A diphosphatase activity. Bases 1 to 2070 code for a protein of 689 amino acids. The transcript has 2 exons. NCBI's taxonomy places the organism in Eukaryota, Fungi, Basidiomycota, Exobasidiomycetes, Exobasidiales, Brachybasidiaceae.
AUGACGGAGAGGAGAUCGAAGAUCGAUCUCAUUGGAUCGGCAAAUACAAUCACGUCAAUCAUCAUUGCAACGUAUUGUAAAGCGGUGACGAGGAGGACAUUGAGACAAGGUACAGCACAACCUUCUUUGAGAACAUCAUUCAAGGUUUCAUCUCCUACGGCCGUUGUUAAGCAAAUACGUUCAUUUACCAAUAGCAAUACAACAGCUUCACAACCUUUACCGAGAAGACCUUCACCUCCUCCAGGUCCAUACGCUCUUCCUAUCGGCACGAAAAUGGUUCAAGCAAAUUUAUUAGAACGUCUAUCACAGGCGCUCAUAAAGAUCAAUCAAACAUCACCUCGUACGAUUGCUUCUCCCCCUACGCAACCGAGAAGAGCGAGUGUAGCCAUCUUGAUUCGCGUAAGACCAAACGAAGCAGAUGAUGAAUGGUUAAGUGAACAAUACGAUGCCGAUGGUCAACCUUUACCCGGCAGUGAGGCUGAAAGGAUCAUGUCUGCAUCUGCAAGUCAGUUAGAAUCAUCGAGCAAUACGAAUCAAACACCUGCUAGUGGAAGUCAUAGCAUGGAUCAUGAUGCAUCUUCAUCGGAUCCAAAAGCAGGUCAACGUGGUGCGGCAGACAGUUUCACAUCUGAUAGCAAAUCCUUCCCCUCCGCUGGAGAUGCUUCUUUUAUGGGUGCAAGUGGAAUUUCAGGUAUCACCGAUGCGCCAAUAGAAGGUCUUGAACAGUCUGGUAUAGAUCUUGCAGGAGAGUCAACGGGUGACCUAGGUUCUCGAUCCGCUGCUAAAGCUUCAUCUACUUCUUCACAACAAGGCGGCAACGCUUCUGCGACCGGCGCAGGAGCUUCGAAUUCGGGAAUAUCCUCUUCUACCUCAUCAGAAGUUGCUGCUACACAUAUGACUCUACAGCGAUUCUUCUCCUUGCCAUGGGUACGUAGAGGUCAAGCAGAAGUGCUUUAUAUCAAACGUGCUUCGCGUGAUACGGACAAAUGGUCAGCACAUGUCGCAUUCCCUGGCGGUAGAAAAGAAGAAGGUGAUGAGAAUGGAUUGUAUACCGCAAUGCGCGAGACGUGGGAAGAGAUUGGAUUGGACUUGGCUGAGAAUGAGUUUGUCAACGUAGGCAAAUUGGAUGAUCGCGAGAUCACAACAAGUUUGGGAAAGAGACUUUUGAUGGUUUUAAGCCCUUAUGUUUUCGUUCAAACUUCGCCAUUUUCACCCAUUCCCGAUUUACAGCCUUCAGAAGUGGCAUCAGCACAUUGGAUCCCACUUUCUUUGCUAUAUACACCUACACCUAAAUGGGGCGUCACAUCGGUCGAUAUUGCUUCACGUCUUGCACCCAAAUCUCCUGCUGUUCGGUGGGCAUUACGGGUCCUGGUGGGAAAGAUGGAUUUCAGGUGUAUCUUGUUGCCCAAUAAACCUAUCGCAGUAGCCGAAACAGAUGAAGACGAUGAAGUUGUUUCACCUAGCAUCAACCCUAAUGGAGAAUUAAUCGGAGAUUCAAUACACGGAAUCGAACAAGGCGAAAGACCUGAACUCAAAUUAUGGGGAUUGACGUUAGGAAUGACCUUGGACCUCCUAGCACAAAUGUCAUCUAUACCGGGUGCAAAACCAUCUGCCGUCAAAGCACAGGAAUCCUUGCCAAGCUUUUCGCAUUUAUUACGUGAGCCAAUGCCAACUGCAUAUACGAUUGUGGCCAGAUUACGAGAUGAAUUACACCUUAGCCCUCCUCCGGCGGCUACUGCAAUGGCGCCUUCGAUGACGAGCGUUUUUCCGCGCUUUAGUUAUCCUGAUGUUAAUUUUUGGAUUUGGGUAUUUGGAUGGAGAUACAGAACGAUUGUAAGAUCGUGGGAACGUAAUAUUGGAACAGGAUUAGAACAAACGGUAAAUUGGAGUGGAAUGGCUUUGGGAGCUUUUUAUUCUGCCGUUCGUAGGGCUUUGGUGGUCGCAAUCUUACUUCGAGCUUUAGGAUUUUUAUCAACAUUUUCCGUCGCAUUUUGGUUAACAGGACGUAGGAUUCGACGAAGUAGACGUGGACAAUCUGGUUUCGGAUUAGAUGAAUUGUUGCCUCAAUAG